UAAGUAAGUCUCGCGCGGCGCGCCGCGGCUUAAUGCCGUUGCCGCGUUCGUGGCGCCAAGAGGAGGGCCCAUUGGCGACGAUAAGCCUCCUUCGUGUCCGGCACGAACGAGAAAAAGAAAGAGAGAAAAAACGGAGAUAGAUACACAGCAGUCAGCUUUCACCCGCGUUUCAGCAGUGAAUAUAUAUACCCCGUCGGGGUGUGGAUCGGAACAGUGUAGAUAAUACGUAGCUGUCAGUCGUAUCCGGCCAGUGUCAGUCUAGAGUUAGUGUCGGCGAACAGAGUGACCGAGUGUCGUUCGCGAGCCACUCAAUAACACCUAUCGGAAAGAUAAACUUUCAACCCUUAAACGUUAUCAUUCGGAACUCGAUGAGAUCUGUUUCGUACGUUCUUUCUCACUUGCUAUUCUACAUAACUUAUCCAUGUUUUUUUUUUAAUUCCAUUUAAGUUCGAAUCACCACCGAAUCGAGGUUUAUGGUCGAAACAACUUUUUAAUCCUCUUACAAACGUACUCUUUGCUUCUACUUCAAGUGGAUAAUCCUUUUAUUACCAAGUGAUUGUAAAAUUACUUGUGUCCUGUGAUUCGCGUAUUCUAUUAUUCGAUAGUAAUAGAAAUCGGUGCAAGUGUCAGACAUAGAGAGUAGUGACAAAGACAGAGAGGGAACGGUGAACCGAGAAGCAGUGGAAGGUGAUUGAUAUCCAGGGGAUACGCAUGGUCCGUCCGGACCGGGGAAGAUCACCUCUGUCGACGAGCACGGACCUUUCUACUGGCCCGUUUGGAUGGUGAUCAGCACGGAAGCGUUUUAACGUUCAAACAACCAUGUCGGGGCUGCUUUACACGCUUUUAGGGUUGGCGGCUAGCUCGAGCCUUCAUUGCGCUGUUCGCCGCGAGAUAAGCCCGUGCACCUGCCGACAGGAAGCGUUCUCCAGCACCGUUAUCAACCCGGCGCAGGCUGCUGUAGCUGCUGUAGCCGCCGCGGCUGCUGCUACGACCGGUAACAAUGCCGGUCACCAUGGACACGGGGAACGGAUCGAGGUCGUAUGCGAACGGAUGGACUCUUUCGAACAAGUGGCAGGGGCAUUAAGGGGCAAAUUCACCACCGAGCAACAGAUUACUUUGCGUGUUUCUCAUUCAAAUCUCAGGGAUAUAUCGCGGCAUGAUUUCAAAGAGCUGCGGAUGUCCAUUACGAAGCUCGAGCUGAAUCACGAUCGUCUAGGGUUCGUAGACGGCGAAGUUUUCGCGGGGUUGGGAAGAACGCAAUAUCUUAGUCUCGCGGAUAACGAAGUACCAUCUAUACCGAGACAUAUUCUGUCGCAUCUCUCAUUGCUGAGGACCCUAGAUCUCAGCAGAAAUCGGAUAAGCCGUAUAGACUCGGAUGACUUUAAGUACAACCCGACAUUACAGCAUCUCCUGUUGGCCGGAAAUGCGAUUUCAGAAAUGGUGCCAGGCUCGUUGCCACCAUUAGUGAAGCACCUACACGUUGGCCGCAAUCAGUUACAAAGCCUGAAUCGAACGUUACGAGAUUUGAAUCAGUUGGAGUGGUUGCUAAUUAACGCCAACGAGCUCACGUCUUUAGAUGGCGAGCUACCGUCUUCUGGCCAUAACCUGAAGAUGCUCUACGCCGUGGACAAUAAAUUAACUCACUUGCCAGCAGAAUUUCGCUACUUACAUCGUUUAGAAAGUCUCUAUCUUCAGCACAAUAAGAUUCGCAGUCUCGAUGGCACGCUGCAAAAGGCUCGUAGAUUGAAGUUUCUCGAACUUUCGUACAACGAUCUGCAAGAGUUAACGGAAGAAGAUUUCCUAGAAGCAGAGAUGUUAGAAGAUCUAGAGCUCGGACACAAUUCCUUAAAAUCGUUGGGUAGCGCGGGUAAUGGUAAUGGCGACGGAAACGGGGGCAACAGUGUCCUUUACCCUCUCAGGUCUCUCAAGUGUUUAAACUUGACGCACAACGAGCUUCGCGAGUUCUCAUUCGCGUCACUUCGUGGCCUGCGCGAGCUACGAUUGCUCGAUCUCUCGAACAACAGAAUCGCGCGACUCCACAGAGGAAGAACGCCGUCAGAGAAUUUAGUAGAAGAGGAAGGGGAAGAAACGGCGGGCGGAAAUAUUCAAGAUAUGCAACUGCAGCACAACGAGCUUCGAAGCUUGGACGGCUCGUUAUUCCUUGGAAUGAAGGAAUUACAGAAGCUGAAUCUCAGUUACAACGCUUUAGGACCGACGAUUGGACAGCGUGAUCUACGAGGCCUCGAUGGUCUCAAAGUCCUCGAUCUCUCUCACAACGAGCUUACUACACUCGAAGAUACGUCAGAGACGUGGCUUCCUUCCCUGGAGGAAUUAAACGCAUCGCACAAUCGUCUGGUAACAUUGUCCGAGAGAGACUUCCGUGGAUUUCCUGUUCUCUGCUGGGCAGAUGUGAGCGCGAAUCGGAUACGUACUCUGAUGCCGGAACUCGUGGCGAACACACGUUGCACCGUUCACGGUGUGCCUGACGUGCUUCGCAUAUAUCUUCAAGAUAAUCCGGUGUUGUGCGAUCCUGGACUAGCAGACUUGACCGUGGCUUUCGAAGUCAAUCACGCGAAAGUCUAUGGUGUGGCCAAUAAUUGUCCAACGACCGUUGCAACUCCCACCGAGCAAACAUCGCCGCUUCCGCCGUUACCACCGACGCUGUUAUUGGCCGCCGCCGCGGCUGCUUCCGGAGGAAAUGUUUCUUUCGCCGCGACCCUCGAGUAGUCCAUUAGAAGUAGAAUGAGAAUCGUAGGACGCGAUCGAUGGGCAAAAGAAAGUUCGAACGGAAACGAAGAAGAAGAACGAAGAAACGGUCGAGAGGAAGAAUUUAUUCGAUUCGUGGUCGCCCGUUUACACAUGUAAUGCAAACGAUGAUAGACAUACGUGAGAUGGACACGGUGACGUUGAAAAGCCCGUUCUAUUGAUCAUUGUGAUAAAACAGAAGUGUAAAGAAACGGGCGGUGUGAAUCUUGGUAUAGCCUCGCUUUCAAGUUCGACACGGGCGUUUUAGUUCGUUUAAUCUAAUCCGCUUGCGUGUAUUUCUUGGAAGCAUCCAAAUAAAAAAAAAAGCAUUGUAUAAUAAUAAUAGGAUAAAACACACACACACACACACAUAUAAAUAUAUACGCAUACAUACUCACACACAUUCAAGGAAAUCACCAACACUGACGAGACAUCUUAUACGUCGUACGCGACUAAUCCCAUAAUCGACAGCUGACAACCGUUCACGAUCAGACGUCGGUCUAAUCGAUAGAUGUGUACUGCAUUUGCUGUAGUAAUUAUUACGUAACGAGAGAUAUAUAUUUAUUUUAGCGAGUUUCCAACACAUAUCAUGAGAGGUAUGUUUCCUUUUAUCAGAACGGAACGAUUUCCCACAUUUUAGUGUUAGCUACGUGAAACAGUGGAGCACGAAGACUCGAAAACGAACUCCAACGUGUCCAAGAAAAGCAAAAAAGAAAAGAAAAAAAAAAAAGAAGAUUAUAUACUCACGCGAGCGUAAGCUGAAAGAGUCGAUGAAUAUCACCUUUGUCUAAGUCGAGGUCCAGAAACAACUUGUUUAAGUUUCUGUUUUAUAAUAGGUGACAUUAUUACGCUGUAAAUAGUCAUUAAUUCCGUUACUUCUUUAAUACCAUGCACCUUGUUUGCGAUAGAGUUAGGCGAUUCUUCGAGCGUCCAUUUCAAAUUCCAAUUUGCGUCGUAUUAUUUAGGAUUUUCGUCUACUUCUUUUAUUGUAUUAAUAUCUUGAAAUAAUUAUAUAUAUAUAUAUAAUUUAUAUAUAUAUAUAAUAUAUUAUAUACAUGUGUGUAUAUAUAUAUAUAUAUACACACACACACACACACACCAAGCUUUCGGGAUCGAUUAAUUAAAUUACCUUUUAAUCGAGCUCGAAACCAUCAUCAUUUAAUCAUUCAUACUUCAAAGUAUUAUCCGUAACGCUUAUGCGAUGUAUCGUGUAUCAUGAUUUUUCGUGCUCCCAUUGCCUUAGAUUAUUCAUUAAUAACAUCGGUUGAUACGAGUAAUAUCUAGUAUGCCAUUACAUUGUGUAAGAUAAUACGUAGAUUCUUCGUUGACGCAUUCAGUAUAAUAAUUGAAUAUUUAUUUUCUGUUAAGCAAAAAUAUGAAAUUUUUAAUUAAAUAUAAUAAACAGAGAUUUGCUAGGCAUUAAUCGUAUCGAACCCGAUCGGACACAGACAACGUGAAUACGGCUAGUGUACAUCAUAGUAAUGCAUCGAUUCCCAUCGUCAACGUUUCGAUCUUUAAUUAAAUUCCUGAAUGACCGAGUAAAUGAACGAUCGGGCGGGUCAAUAGUGUAAGUGAAAUCUGUUAACUGACGUUGUGUACGCGAUAUGGGCUGAUUGGCAGUGGGCGAUCAAUUGACUCUCUCGUUAACUCUUGCCAAUAGGGAUGAAUUGUUAUCAACGUGCUUCUACGCAUACAUAAUAAAUUGGCCCUUUCCAUGUACGAGUAAGACGCGUAAAUAUCCCGUAAGUAGCUAUGUUAACAUCAAAAUUGAAUGUAAAAUACAUUAAAUAGUGAAAAAUUUAAUUUUCCGGACGAGUGGUGAAAAAAUUGAAUUCAACAAAUUUCAAUCGAUCUAUAUCGUUUGAACACUAAUUCUGAUGCGAUUUAACGGUCCAACGCAUAAUUGUAUAUUCAAAUAAAAACAAAAUCAUGAAAAAUUGAAAA
Messenger RNA from Bombus impatiens (common eastern bumble bee), 4689 nucleotides. RefSeq names its product insulin-like growth factor-binding protein complex acid labile subunit (gene ltl). Lineage: Eukaryota; Metazoa; Arthropoda; Insecta; Hymenoptera; Apidae. The coding region runs from base 820 to 2727 and encodes 635 amino acids. The transcript has 9 exons. Gene Ontology annotation, molecular function: protein binding. The record is from RefSeq and is a predicted model, not a curated record.